Messenger RNA from Hemicordylus capensis (graceful crag lizard), 1334 nucleotides. It is a transcript of the gene GREP1, whose product is annotated as glycine rich extracellular protein 1. The transcript has 17 exons. Bases 29 to 922 code for a protein of 297 amino acids. NCBI's taxonomy places the organism in Eukaryota, Metazoa, Chordata, Lepidosauria, Squamata, Cordylidae. The record is from RefSeq and is a predicted model, not a curated record.
GACUCGGAGAAGAUCGUGCAGCUUCACGAUGGGCAGCCUGGAUCUUUGCACCUCGCUUCUGCUCUUGUGCCUGGCCAGGAGCAGCCUGCAAGGCGGAGUGAAACCACAAGGAAAUGCCCGGGGGGCUCUUUACCUCCCAACCCUGAUAAGAGGUGCAGCAGGAGUACCAACAGGAGCCGGACUGGGACCAGUAGGCGCUAAAGCAGGGAAAUAUCCUGGUUAUGGGGCCCAAAGACUUCCUACCGGACUGGGCUAUGGAGUCCCAGCUGGAUAUGGAGCAGGAUUAGGCACAUACCCACAGGCUGGAAAGCAGAAGCCAGGUUACCGAGGUGUUGGCUACCCCCGGGGUGGCCUGCCCCUGGGAGGUCUUGGAGCAAGAGGCAAGCCUUCCAAAGCAGCAGGUUAUGGGGCAGUGCCCAGUGCAGGUGGCUACGCAGGAAUAGGAGCACAGCAAGCCUAUCCAGGGGGAGGCUAUCCAAGCAAUGGACUCCAGAAUGGAUACAGCAACGGUUACGGAGCUGGAGGAAAUGGGUUCCCUGGGGCUGGCCUUCAGCCAGGCGGAUAUGGGAAUGGGAAUGGUGCCCAGACAUCCUAUGGCCCUGCUGGAGAUCCCUCAGCUGCCAAAUAUGGAGGGGCAGGGCAGCUCUCGUACAAUGGGCAACCAGAGGCUGCUGGCCUGGGAGGAGACUACGGGGCUGGUAGAUAUGGCAAUGGAAAUGGGCUGGGAUACAUGAAUGGCGGAGACCCCCAAGCUAAUGGGUUGGAGGCAGGUAUAUAUGGUCCCCUUGCAGCAGGAGGAUACGGCAGGCCAAUGGUCCCUGGGCAAGCACUGGGAGGAUAUGGAGGAAAAGAAUCAAAGUACAGCAUGAAUGGAUUUCUGGGGAAUGGAUACAGAGGUCGCUGCCCUGCUGGAAAAUGCUGAGGGAAGACAUUACUCUACAGGACUUCCCGCAGCAGAAUUUAGACAUCUCGGCAAACUUUGGUGCUAAUUCUGAUGACCAGCAACAACCAAGUCUCUCAAUUCAUCUUUCUCCCCCCACCCCUUACUGUGUUUUUAUUUGUAGGAACCUUUCAUUUUAAAAGGAGAGAGAGAAAAAAUCAUGUUAGUUGUUAAAGCCUUGGUCAAUACAUUUUCCAGUACAAGGGCUGCUAGCAUGGCAAUGACCAAUGCUUAUAGAAAUGGGCAUGUGGAGUUGGAAUUCUCUUUUCUUUCAGAGAGGUGUGACCUACAAACUUCACUUCUUUGGAGGUAGCUUAGAGAUGAUUCAAUCUUUGUGCAUAUCUGGAUGCCCAGACAUGAGUGUCCUUUCAAUUAAAAGGAAAAAAAAUCCACA